GCCAACGUCUCCGCGGAAGCGCCGAGCUCGACUCCGACGGUGGGCGAGCAUCCCGGCGCCGCCAUGCAGAGCUCGAGCGCAGGGAUGGACCAGCAGCUGGCUCAGCUUGUGGAAGACUUGACCACCUCUGGGGAACCAGAGCUGGAUCCAAAGAAGGUGAAAGCACUCAAGAACAUCUGCAGGGGUUCUGAUGAGCACAUCAAUCAUGUUUACCACCUGCUGAUGUCCCAGUUAAACCAGGAUCACGCCGAGAUCCGCCUUUCAGCCUUUCAGAUCGUGGAUCAGCUCUUCACUCGCUCACACCUCUUCCGAACGCUGCUCAUUUCCAACUUCCAGGAAUUCUUGGAGCUGACGGUGGAGACGGACUACGAUCAGCCUCUCCCCCCACCCACUGACGUCGCCCAGAAGCUUAAAAAAGCCGCCAUUAAAUCUGUACAAGAAUGGCAUGAAAAGUACGGGGAAGCCUACAAGAAGCUUUCCUUGGGAUAUUUCUUCUUAAAACAGAACAAGAAGGUAGAUUUUCAAGAUGUGCAUGCCAGAACAUUAGCAGAAAGAAAAAGAGAUGAAGAAAGGCAAAAACGAUUGGAUAAUAUUUACAAGGAUAAAGCCCAAAAAGUGGAAAAGGAAAUGAAAGAUACGUCUCCAGAAAUCCAGUCUGUGCUGACCGAGCUGGAGAGUUGUUUUCAGCUGCUGGUUCCAGAUCCUUUGGACUUCACCAUGGAUGAGGUUGAAACCGCAGAUUGGAGGAGAGGCGACGUGGGCCAAACAGCCCCCUGUUCUUCGGAAGAACAAGACCAGCAAGGAGCUUUCAGGGAUCACGAUCAACAGCCGUGCUGUAGCAAGGACCUCCCUGCCGUUUCUCCAGGGCCAAAAACUGAUUGCCGAGACUCCGAUGGAGAGACGGAGAAGGCCUGUGGUCCAGAAGAUCCCUCAAAGCCUGAAUCAACUCCUCUUGGCGUUAUGGGAGAUGAGGAUCCCGCAAUGUUUCUUCGCAGCCACGGGCUUGGCUCUUACAAAUACACCCUCAGUCUUGAAGUGCCUUCAGAUGUGAAACUGAGCGAGAAUGAAGACAAUGCAGCCAUCAUAAAUAACCUUUCGGAUAGUUUUAAGCUCAUAACGAAUAAAUAUUUGCCAUUGGUGCAGUCUUGGAUUCAGUUAUUCACCAGGGCUGGGAUAAGCGAUGAUCGCCUGAGACAAGCCAUUGACCUUAAAAAUCGAUUGGAGACGGCUUUGGAGAAGACUAAAAAAAUGAACAUUGAUUUUAAAGGGAAGAAAAAGCAGAUGAAAAGUCAAGAUGAGGAUGAGGAUGAAGAUGAUUUUGUGGAGGUGCCUGAGAAAGAGGGCUUCGAACCACGCAUCCCCGAUCAUCUUCGGGAAGAAUACGGCCUGGGACCUGUGUUGCCCACAAGGAAAAAUGUGGCAGGGCCUGGGAAGAACAAAGCCGCUCCCACGUCUCUCUUCUCAUCCCCAUCCGUAAGAAACGAGGAGGAGCUGGACCCCACCUGCGCUGCGGCCACCUGGAAAAUUAUCCGAGAUAAACUGCCUAGACUGCCAACUGCAGAGGACAGAGGUUGCGACCCGACAACAUCCAAGGAGGCCAACAGUCAACGUGAAGAAGAGAAAGCCAAAGCUCCUCUGGUACCUUUUGGGCUCGAUCUCUUCUACUGGGGCCAGGAGCAGCCGACGUCGGGAAAAAUUCUCCGGUUUUCCUCUCAGCACCGCUUCUGGGCCCCCAGUGAGGUGGAAGAAGAAGUAGAAAACAAAGAGGUUUCAGAGAUGCUCAAAAGCCGCUACAUCACCUUCGCUGGCACCUUUGAACCCGUGAAGCACAAAUGCCGAGCCCCGAUGCCCAGCGGAGGCCUCUGCGAAAGGCAGGAUAGAUUUAAGUGCCCUUUCCAUGGCAAAAUCGUUCCUCGGGAUGAGUCGGGAAACCCGUUGGACCAAGAGGACCGAGAGAGAGAAGCGAAGAUGCAGUUCGAGAAGAAAGAACAGCAGCCAGAAUGGCGAGAUCCCGACUUCAUGAGAGAAGUGGAAGCCGCUACUGGUGUCGAUCUCGGCUCUUCUCAUUUCGACACAAAAGGAAAAGGCGGGAAAAAGAAAGGGAAGACAAAGAAGAAAUACCCCAACCUCACAGACAUAAAGCAGGAGGCGAACACGUCCCGUUCUCGACUUGGGAAAAGAGUUUUCAACAAAAGCGCGGUGAAGCGAGUCGUCAAAGCGAUGAAUCGAAUCGACCAAAGAAAACACGAAAAGUUUGCAAACCAAUUCAACUAUGCGCUGAAUUGAACGUCAUCAAGAGAAAGGCUAAGGAAAAUCCAUGGCGGUUUUGAUACAGUUCUUAUGCAGCGUUAGUUUUUUUUUCAAAUUCGGCCAUUUUUAAGAUGGGUGGACUUCAACUCCAGCUGGCUGGAGAAUUCUGGGAGUUGAAGUCCACCCAUUUUAAAAGUUGCAAAUUUGAAAAACACCAGCCGAUAUGUACAAAAACUGGAGGGGCUUCAAUUGAUCGACUGUCACCCCCUUUUUAAAACUUCUUCCACGGACACUCCUGUACAAUUCAGUAAUUGUACAUUGAUCGAAAUAAUCUCAUUCGUAUAAGUAUAUAUAUAUAUAUAUAAAAUCUAAUAUAUUUAAUAAUAAACAUUGACUUUCUUAAAAAAAUACGGAGUUCAUCCUGGCAUGUUAAAAAAACUUAGGAAUUGUAUAUAUGCCAGGAAUAUAUUGUAAGGUUCAUACUGGUGUGAAUAAAUUUUGUAACUUAAAUAUGCUGAAAAUCUGGUCGCCUGCAAAUUAAUUCUAUUGUGUAAGCUCAGGAGAUCUUAGAAAAGGUUACAAUCCUGACCCAAAAAAAAACCUGGUUUCUAGAUGCUCUGAAAGUGUUAAAUGUUUUCCAUUAAGUAUAUUGGAAAGUUAAGAUAGGUAUUAUUGUACUUAUGAGGACAAUAUGAUCUAUUCUGGUCCCUCUUGCAUACAUGAAUUCCUAUAUGGUCGUAUCUAUGCAGAUUUUUGAGCCGUGGUGGUGCAGUGGUUGGAAUGCAGUAUUGCAGGCAAACUCUGCCCACAGUCAGGAGUUCGAUCCUGACCGGCUCAAGCCUUCUGUCCUUCCCAGGCCGGUAAAAUGAGGACCCAGAUUGUUGGGAUAAUAGGCUGACUCUGUAAACUGCUUAGAGUAAAGCAUUGUGAAGCGGUAUAUAAGUCUAUGUGCUAUUGUUAAAUAUGUAUUUACGAAUUAUAUAUAGUUUCCCAUCUUUUAACUGGGUAACUGCUAAUAAAAAAUAUUAGAAGACAUAUAAAAUCAUUUUAAAAAGAUGAAACUCAACCGAUGAAAAGAUUAAAAACGAUAAAAACCUGGUGCCCAUCGA
Molecule: messenger RNA, 3359 nt
Organism: Pantherophis guttatus
Lineage: Eukaryota; Metazoa; Chordata; Lepidosauria; Squamata; Colubridae
Gene: UVSSA
Product: UV stimulated scaffold protein A
Biological process (GO): response to UV; transcription-coupled nucleotide-excision repair
Cellular component (GO): chromosome
Molecular function (GO): RNA polymerase II complex binding
Source: RefSeq, a predicted model, not a curated record